Paramecium primaurelia is the source of this 2957-nucleotide messenger RNA. Lineage: Eukaryota; Ciliophora; Oligohymenophorea; Peniculida; Parameciidae. The record is from the annotation of a GenBank genome assembly.
AUGUUCUUAUUGUCAUUAAUCAUGUUAAACAUGUUUUAGAACAACUAUAGAUGGUUGUUUAACAUGUGAUAUAUCAUUAAAUAGAAUAUUAAUAGGAUUAUAAUGUUAAUGUAUAUCUGGUUAUUAUGAAUUAAAUAAUAUUUGUAUAAGUAAUUAAUUUAUUUAUUAUUAUUAAUAGAUUGUCCUAAUAUAGAAGAUAUAUCUUUAAAUAAAUGUUAUAAAUUAUGUAAUAAUAAUUAAUAUAUAUGGCAUACUAUUAUAUGUAAUUCUUGUGAUAAUGGAUUUUAAUUAAUAUCUGGUGAAUGUUAACCUAUUUGUGGAGAUUAAUUAAUAAUAGGAUAUGAAUAAUGUGAAGAUAAUAAUAAUAUUUUAGAUGAUUUAUGUUAUAAUUGUUAAUAUUAAUGUCCAAUUCAUUGUUUAACAUGUGAUUAAGAUACUAUUUUACCAUGUCCUGAUAUUUGUGGUGAUGGAUAUAUUACUGGAAUUGAAGAAUGUGAAGAUGGUAAUAAUAUAUAAUAUGAUGGAUGUUAUAAUUGUAAAUAUUAAUGUUAACCUUAAUGUACUUAAUGUAUUAAAGGUUAAUGUUUUUAAUGUGCUACUGCAGGAUGGUUUAUUGAUCCAACAAUUACUCCUUGGUAAUGUAAAGAAAGAUGUGGAGAUAUGUAAAUUGUUGGAACUGAAUAAUGUGAAGAUGGAAAUUCAAGUGAUACAGAUGGAUGCAAAGAUUGUAAAUAUUAAUGUAGAAUUGGUUGUUCAUCUUGUGAUUAUAAUACUAAAACUUGUUUAAGUUGUGAAUUCACUGGUUUUGUUCCUUAAUCUUAUUAUUGUAAAAAUAUUUGUGGAGAUGGACUUGUAGUAUCAGAUCCUUAUGGAUUCUAUUCAGAACAAUGUGAUGAUGGUAAUACAAUUAAUUAUGAUGGUUGUAGUAGUUCAUGUUAAUUUUAAUGUUAAUAAUCAUCUAUUUGUACUAGUUGUAUAAAUAAUAAAUGUGAAAUUUGUGCUCCUGGAUAUUAUCUAUCUUUUAAUUAAAUAUGUAUUCCAAAAUGUGGAGAUUCAAUUAAAGUAGCAGUUGAGAAAUGUGAAGAUAGUUUUGUAUUACCAUAUAAAGGAUGUUAAAAUUGUAUUCCUAAGUGUUAAUCUUCUUGUUUAAAUUGUGAUAAUAGUGGACUUGGUUGUCUUUAAUGUAAAUCAGGUUAUGAUAGAAUUGAUAAUUUAUGUUAUUCAAUAUGUGGUGAUAGAAUAAUUACAGAUGAUGAAUAAUGUGAUGAUGCCAAUUUUAUUAUAGAUGAUGGAUGUCAUUUAUGUUAAUUUACUUGUUAACAUUCAUGUCUCAAUUGUAUUUAAGGACUUUGUUAUAAUUGUUAAGAUGGUUAUCAAUUAUAAUCAUUUAAAUGUUAUCCUAUAUGUGGAGAUGGAAUAUACUAAAAUGAUGAAUAAUGUGAGAUAUUAGACUAAUAAUUAAUAGAGAAAUGUGUAAAUUGUGGAGAAGAGUGUGGUAAGUAUUGUUAAAUUUGUUAUUUCGGGAAAUGCUAACUCUGUUAAGUUGGAUUUUAUAUGACUCCAAAUACUUAUAUAUGUUAAAUAGAAUAUUAAAAAAUAGAUCGUUGGAUUGAAUAUUGUAAAAUAUAAAUAGGGAAUACUUGUGUCUUGUGUGAGGAUUUAGCAUAUUUAGAUCAAAUUUAAGAAAUUUGUAAUUUAUAUUUUGAUUCUAAAAAAUGUAUAAAAAAUUGUAGAAUUUGCUAUGAUUAAGUUUGUGUUGAAUGUGAUACUGGAUAUUAUGGAUUUUAAUGCAUACCUUAAUUGGGAGAUGGCAUAGUAGUUGAAGAAGAAAUUUGUUAUGAUUUAAAUAAUUAAAAGAUGAAUGAUAAUAUAGAAUGUUAUUCUAAUUGUGAUAUCAAUUGCAUAAGUUGUAUAAAUGGGAUAUGUAACCUAUGUUUAUAAGGAUAUUAUUUAUUUAACAAUUAGUGUAUAUCAAAUAUUAUUACUAAUAUAUAUUAUGUUAAUGAUAAUUUAGAUUUAUGUGGAGAUUAAAUAAUAAGUAUAAAUGAAGAAUGUGAAGAUUAAAAUAUUAAUCCAUAUGAUGGUUGUUAUUAAUGCAAAUUUUAAUGUGAUGUUAAUUGUAUUAAUUGUCAAUUCGGAAAAUGUUAAGAUUGUUUGACUGGGUAUAUUCUAAACACUAAUUAUAUUUGUGAACCAGAAUGUGGAGAUGGUAUUUUGAUUCCAUUUACAAGUGAAUAAUGCGAUAAUGAAGAUGAAGAAUGUUAAAAUUGUUAAUUUAAAUGUUAACCUUAUUGUAUCUACUGUAAUUUACAAUAAUGUUUGUAAUGUUUAAAUGGAUUUUAAAUUAAUUUAAAUUAAUGCAUACCUAUUUGUGGAGAUGGAAUUGUAAUUAAUAACUUUGAAGAUUGUGAUGAUUAAAAUGAAGUACAAUUUGAUGGAUGUUUUGAUUGCAAAUUUUAAUGUCAAUAAAAUUGUGAAAUAUGCGAAUAAGGUAAAUGUUUAAACCUAAUUUGUCCUUAUGGAACAAUUUAGUUAGAAGACUAAUGCUAAUCUAUAUGUGGAGAUAAGAUUAUUGGAGGGGAUGAAUAAUGUGAUGAUGGCAAUUUAAUUCAAUAUGAUGGGUGCUAUAAUUGUAAAUAUCAAUGUAAUUAAUAUUGUAAUAUUUGUGAAGAAGGAAUAUGUUUAUAAUGUAUUAUAGAUUAUGAUUUAAUUAAUGCAAUUUGUAUCUUAUAACAAUAGAAUGAUACUGAUAAUAUUGACUAAUCUUAAGAUAGCAAUACAAGUUUUAAUCCUUAUGGUCAUAAUUAAUUAUAUUCAAUUCUAGAUGAGAAUAUGAUAUGCAGAAAAUUUGAAUGCACAUAUUCAAAAAAACCUAAGAUGAAACUCACUUUUGAAUCUUAACAUUUUUCUUUUUAAUAUGUUGAUAUUACUUUUGACUAAUAAAUAAAAUUUAGUGA